Malassezia japonica is the source of this 624-nucleotide messenger RNA. It is a transcript of the gene DUG3, whose product is annotated as glutamine amidotransferase subunit. Bases 1 to 624 code for a protein of 207 amino acids. Gene Ontology annotation, biological process: glutathione catabolic process. Gene Ontology annotation, molecular function: omega peptidase activity. The record is from RefSeq and is a predicted model, not a curated record. Gene Ontology annotation, cellular component: cytoplasm; glutathione hydrolase complex. NCBI's taxonomy places the organism in Eukaryota, Fungi, Basidiomycota, Malasseziomycetes, Malasseziales, Malasseziaceae. The transcript has 3 exons.
AUGCACAACGGCCAGAUCUCGCAGUUUUCCAAAAUCAAGCGGCGCCUGUUGGCCGCGCUGCCCGAGCCCUUGUUCCUCUGGCCGCAAGGGCACACGGACUCUGAGUUCACCUUUGCGCUCUUUUUGAGUCAUCUGAAGAACCCAUCGAGUAUGGAAGAGUUCAGCUACAAAGAGCUGAAGGAUGCGGUCCUGAUGACCAUUCGCGACAUUAACCAAUGGUCGAAAGAGGCCGGCAUUGAAGAGUACUUUUCCACGGGCACCUCCUUUUAUGAGCAUUCGGAAGGCGCCUACCGUAUGGUCAAGGCGGACCGUCGUCAAAAGAUUGUUGUGGUCGCGAGUGAGCCGCUGACGUUUGAAAAAGCCGACUGGAUGGAGAUCGAGUCGAAUACGAUUUUGUGCAUUACCCCCAACAUGAAUGUGCUCCAAUACCCCAUUGUGGACGAGUACCACAAUCCUCAAUCGCACCCUCACGUCCGCGACCCCAACUUUGCUAUGCGUGCAGGGUUCCAUUCCAAUGCCCAAAUCCCUCCCGAGAUCCGCGAAGACAUCCCCACCGAGUCACCCUACCUGGGUGCGGCGCAAGACAUGCCGCUGGAGACUUGCGCACGCACCGUAGCCAUUUAA